Molecule: messenger RNA, 1671 nt
Organism: Pyrenophora tritici-repentis Pt-1C-BFP
Lineage: Eukaryota; Fungi; Ascomycota; Dothideomycetes; Pleosporales; Pleosporaceae
Product: Sds3 domain containing protein
Biological process (GO): negative regulation of transcription by RNA polymerase II
Cellular component (GO): Sin3-type complex
Molecular function (GO): histone deacetylase binding
Source: RefSeq, a predicted model, not a curated record
AUGGUACGAAAUGGCAGCCCGUCGCCGGCGGACAACUUUCCGCUCGGCCAUUCGGCAACGUCCCCUCAACCUCAGCCUUCAAAGCGCGACAAACGGCGCAACAUGCUUGCGGAGAAGCUCGCAGAAAUGAUGGCUUCAUUUUCGGAGAACAGGGAUAGUCACUAUAGAGCUCAAGUCGCGGCGCUGCAAGCUGAUAUUAGCCUGAUCAUGAAGGCCGACCCGUAUGGGAAUCAGCCUCUUGAAGAUGGCGGAGAAGAAGCGACAGAACUCAUCACGCAGAUUAUGGGGAACAACGUGCCUUCGACACCUAGCGCCGGCACUGACUACAUUGCGCAAUGUGGAAGACACUAUUCACGCUUCGUAGACGCUGUCAAUGAUGCAAUGGAAGAACGCGACUAUAAUCUAACUAUGCUCUGGAACAAAAACGAGAACACCAAGAACGAAAUCGAGAAUGCGCACUACUACAAGGUCCAGAUAGCUGAGGAAGAGCAUAAGCUACUUGCUGCCACCAUUCGCGAGCGACUCAUCGCAAGCAUACAACAACGGACAAAUAAGCUGAAGCGAGAAAAGGAGCAAUUAGAUUUGUCCGACAGCAACGCAAUGCUUCUGCAUCCCAACCAAUUCAGCAUCGGACUUCCUGCUAGCCCUGGCGGACCGCAAGCGCCUCGCAAAACAAGGAGGACAGGACAUAAGUUUGGAGACGCCGAAGAGCUUGCUGUAGCUCAAGAGAACAAGCGGAAGCGGAAGCUCUUCGAAGACCAAGACAAUGACUCGCCAGGACCUGCUGGUCGCCCUAACGAAAUGGGUAUUGGCUCGCCCUUCCGCGAAGCCAAAGCGCGCACUGUCAACGCCCAGUUUGAAUCAGCCGCCUAUUCUAUCGAGCGGCUUUUUAGCGAGAAGGAGCUCAACAUGGCCAUGAAUCAAGCCACGACGGCCGCGUCUCACUUCUUUGCCAAGAUGAAGAAUACCGAGGCAUCACCACAGGAAGCCGCAACUAACGGUCAGACCAAUGGCACAAAUGGCGACCAUGCCUCUGAGAACGGCGACCCCAUGGACCAAGACCAAGAGUCAGAUGAUGUACCUGGCGCGUCAGACAUGGUCCGUCAGCUCUCUUCGAACCCCCACGCAACCCGUGGUGCCACACGCUCGGCACUCAACCCUACAGCCGCCAUAGUGAGCGGUCAAAUACCUCCGUUCAUCUACAACCCGCCUUUUGUUCUCGAUGCAAAGGUUUUCCAGAAGCUUAAUGCUUCAGCACCACCGCCACCCUCACUUUCGGCACAGGAUAUUGAGCAAGAUUUGAAGCUCAUGCUCAGGGAAGCGCAACCGGACGAUGAGCUCAACGAGAGACUCUUGCAAGCUGCAUGCAACCCUGUCAAGGCACGAGACUACCAGGUCCAACCACCACAUUUCUCUGAACCCGUAAACGAAAUGACAAGUGCACUCCGGAACACGGCGCCGCAUCUUGAGGUGGGCGCAGGACUGGGCGGUGUGCCCAUGAGUGCUCAGAGUAGCAUGGCUGGUUGGUCGGACGCAGGUGGUAAUACACCUGUAGGGCGUUAUGGGGAGAGGGAUACCCUCGCUGUUGGUGGCCAUGGUGGAGGUGUUGCGAUGACACGGACAGCAAGUGGCAGCGGAAGGGGACGUGGUAGGGGACGAGGAGGUGGUUAG